Oryzias latipes (Japanese medaka) is the source of this 2120-nucleotide messenger RNA. Its product is annotated as lysosomal thioesterase PPT2-like. Lineage: Eukaryota; Metazoa; Chordata; Actinopteri; Beloniformes; Adrianichthyidae. Gene Ontology annotation, molecular function: thiolester hydrolase activity. The record is from RefSeq and is a predicted model, not a curated record. Gene Ontology annotation, cellular component: lysosome.
UCAGGGUGCCUUCAUGAUCAUAAAAGCAGAGAGAAGUCUGCUGAAAGCGUUUUUGUCAACUGCAUGAGCAUGAAGACUUUCAGCUUUAUCCUAACCCCAGCUGUCCUCAUGCUGCUGCUGGCAGCCGGCUGGACCAGCGCCUACAAGCCCGUCAUCCUUGUCCACGGGGUCUUAAGUGGGCCUAGGUCUUUUAAGAUGCUCACUGGAUUCAUCAAGAAGGCACAUCCAGGUACCAAGGUGACAGCGAUUGACCUGUUCAACUAUGGAAACAGCACUGAGCCCAUGUGGAAACAGGUUGAAGGUUUCGGAAAGGUCAUCCAAAAAAUCAUGGAGAAGUCUCCAGAGGGAGUCCAUCUUCUGUGCUACUCUCAAGGGGGUCUAAUUUGCAGAGGACUUCUUUCCACUCUCCCAAACCACAACGUGCACAGCUUCAUUGCGCUGUCUUCACCGCUGGCUGGGCAGUUUGGAGUGCCGGAUGUCUUGCUCAGAUAUUUUCCCCUUUCUGCAAGAGAAUUAGUGUACCUUUUAUGCUACACAAAAGACCUACAGGAGAGCAUUUCUAUGUGCAACUAUUGGAACGAUCCUCAUCGCAGGAGACGAUACCUGAAAUACAGCAACUUCCUGCCACUGCUGAAUGGAGAAAAACCGCACAGCAAGAUGGCAGCCUGGAGAAAAAACUUCCUGCGCAUCAAGAAGCUGGUGCUGAUUGGAGGACCGGAUGAUAAUGUCAUCACCCCGUGGCAGUCCAGCUUCUUUGGAUUCUACAACCACAAUGAAGUAGUUGUUGAAAUGAAGGAACAGACGUUUUACAAGAAAAACACGUUUGGCCUGAAGACGCUGGACACUCGUGGCGACAUAUCCGUGUGCAGUCAGCCUGGGGUCAAACAUGUUAAGUGGCACUCCAACAAGAAGGUGUUUGACAAAUGCAUUAAAAAAUGGCUUGAUUGAAGAUGAGAAGAGCCUGGUUCAGCUGAGGAUCAGUGCAGUCACCAAUGAGCUCUGCACGCGCUUUAGAGAGAAUCUGCGACGCCUUCAGGUUCUAGUUAGGGACUUUUAGUGGCGUCUAGUGGUCAGAUGUAGGACUACAAUCAAAAAAGGAACACCACCAAUAUCCAAAACGAAAUUCCUGGAAGUCCCGGCGACCAUAAAUGUGUUUCCAGUUUGUGUUUCCUCCUAUUUGUUCAUGUGGUCAUCUUAAGUCAAACAUUUUUAUCCUUAACUUGCAUCAUUGGGCAAUCAGUUAAGUGACUGGAGUUCACAUAACAUUCUUUGAAGUCAAUUUAAAUGUUUGUUUUGAUGAAAACUAUUAGAAAAUGGAAAAUGGACACACCUUCAACAUGGAAAAGUCCAAUGAUGGAUAGUUCAAUCAUGGAUAGUUCGAGUUCACCCGGUUCUCUCAGUUUUUUCUGCUUUUUCUUGCUUUCUUCUCUAAUAAACAUUUUCCUGCUGGCAUUCUAAUUCAGUAUUGCUUUAUUUCUUAAAUGUACAUUUUCUUUUUGGUUAUUUUUAAUACACUCUUUUGACAACCAAAACUGGUGACACAUGAGAGUCUUACAAACGUAAAGACGCAGAUAUUAACAACAUGUAUGACAAAUGUAUCCCCAGCUUCACUGGUAAACAUGUUGAAGACAUCAACGUACAAGAAGAAUGUUAAUUAACAUUAUUACCUGUAGAUGAAUCAAAACCUGCAUUUUUUUUACAGUUACAGUAAUGUUCAGUUUGUAAAUAAUAAAAUUAUUCAUAAUUAUCCAAGUUUUACAUUUCAUAGAAUAUUUUGGACAUUGUAAGGAUUUCUUUUCUCUUUUAGUAGAUUUUAGCGACAUUUUGGAGGUGAAAUAAAAGACUGUAACAAUAUUUGCUCAAAGAAAUAUAAGAAUAUGUUACCUCCCAGAGACGCUUCAGUUAGUGUGUUUAGUAUUAAAAUCCAGACAGAGUAAUUAAAAAAAGAUUUAUCAAGUGUAAAAAUAAAAGAAAUGAAACCAAAGCUGACAGCUGACGGUAAAAUUUCCUUUAAAAGAGCUUAUAAGGUUGGAAUAGUUCAGUGAACUGCAAUAAUGUUCCUGCACAAAAUGGUAAAAGGCAAAAUAAAUUACCACAGAAAAAACACUUCAGGUGGGAUA